Trematomus bernacchii (emerald rockcod) is the source of this 1480-nucleotide messenger RNA. Its product is annotated as macrophage mannose receptor 1-like. The transcript has 3 exons. NCBI's taxonomy places the organism in Eukaryota, Metazoa, Chordata, Actinopteri, Perciformes, Nototheniidae. Bases 1 to 984 code for a protein of 327 amino acids. The record is from RefSeq and is a predicted model, not a curated record.
AUGAGAGACGUGGAGAGACUGACUAACUCUUCACAGACUACAGGCGCCUGGAUUGGACUGAGGAGCAUCAAUGAAAGAGAUAUCAAAGAGUGGCACUGGUCUCUGCCGGGGGAGAAGUACAAUCCUACAGAAUGUGAACCAGGAUGUGCGCCAGAAUGGGCUACAAAUGACGGUCGAAAACAGCCGAGCAAUGAAGGUGUCAAUCCUGAGAACUGUGUGGUGAUGUAUAUACCUUUGAAAAAAUGGUACGAUGUCCAUUGUUCUCUUAAACGCAAGUUCAUCUGCUACAAUGAAACAGGGGAACAGAAAUACUUUGUAAUUGAUGAACCUGAACUGAACUGGCUUCAGGCUCAGAGCUACUGCAGAGAACAUCACACAGACCUGGUCAGUGGACUUGAAAAUAUCAAUUCAGUUGAAUUCAACGAUCAGCAAAGCUGUCCUGACUCCUCAAAUCCAGAUAAGUUGUUGUGGAUCGGCCUGUUCAGAGAGAUCUGGAGCUGGUCAGAUGGGAAGAAUUUCUCUUUCAGACACUGGGAUCUGGACUCAUUUAAAGAUGUAGCCUCAAAGACUUGUGCUAUGACUACGUCAAAUGGAAAAUGGAGCUCCGACAUCUGCACAGAUCAAAAACCCUUCUACUGCUAUGACGACAAAGUGAUCCUGAUCAAUGAGAGUAAGACUUGGGAUGAGGCCCUGACUUACUGCAGAGAGAACCACCAUGACCUGGUCUCCAUCACUGACAGUCACCAGCAGAGAUGGGUCCAAGAGAGAGCCAAGAUGGCCGACACUGAGUUCGUCUGGCUGGGAAUGCGCUACACCUGCACAAUGGAUCUGUGGCUCUGGGUCAUUGAUCGUCUGGUCUGCUAUCACAACUGGGCCCAAGACAACAUGGAUGAGCAGUGUGGCAUGGCUGGAGUCAUGGAGAGAGAUGGAGAGUGGUACACAAAGGCUGACCAUAAAAAGUUUCAUUUCAUCUGCGCUAAGUAAACCCAUUGGUAUAUUUACUGCAACAAGCUCACUCUUCUCUAAUAUGUGUCUGCUCUCUGGGUUUAUUGAAUGGCUCUAGUUCAAAUAUAGAAAUCACAACCUGAAGAGGGGAGAAACUAAAUUACUAACAGAUUACUAACUGAGGAUUAGAAAUUGAGAAAAUGGGGCGACACUAAAUGUAACAUGUGUUUGCCUCUGUGAACAUCUGAAUUACUUGAUAUGUUUUUGUUGUAGUAGUUAUUCAUAGAGUACAUGUUUAUUUAUCCUCUUAAAGUGUGAAACCUGUAAUCUUCAUUUGAAUUGUUGUCUUUUAUGUUUAAGAGAAAGAAAUAUAUAAAAAGACAAAUCUAUUAUGUUUUGCUUUUCAGAAUUUGUUUACGUUUUGGUUGAAAUGUGGUGAUGGUUAUAAUAUGUGUAUCACUAUUUUUGUCAUAUUUACCUUAAUGGAGUUUUAACUGGAUGUUUAAUUGUCUAAAACUGAAUAAACGAUCUGAGC